AUGGAACAGGUGCAACUCCAUACAAGUGUUAGGAUAUUGAUUGUCACGGGGGUCCUGGGGGAGCAGGCUGUGCACGCAGCGGCCGAGGAGGAUGGUGAGGAAACGCUCCCACAUACACCCAUGGGGUUCCUCGCACAGCAUUUCCCUCAAGCAGGACUCAACACAUUCCAUGGCAUCAAGAGUCUCGACCAAACGUCGACAAAAGAGUCCGCCCACAUCCCCGAAAUAGACCUUAGAGAGCGCGCCGAGGAGCUGCUGCGAUACCUCGAUGCCGAGCGAGCACAGCUUCAGGAAGAUUCCGGGGCUCACCUCCCCCGGUGGAUCAUCAUCUGCCAUGACAUUGGGAGUUAUGUUGUUGAGCAGGCGCUUGUCCUCGCCGAGUCGGAGCGUUAUUACCAUUGGAUUAGGGAAUCGAUAGCUGCAAUCAUGCUGUUUGACACCCCCCACACCACGCUGGGUCGGCGUACGCGUGACAGACUAGUACUCCAAAUCCUGGCGUCUUCGGAACUAGCACCUUGGCCAGACGUGGCGUCGUUUGUCCAUUCCCUCCUGAGAGCCAUCGAUCAGCUUGAAUGGGAGUCGCGACCCGUUCUGGAGGGCCUUCGCGUCGUCAACUUCUUCUCCAGGGGUUACCCGGACCAACAACGACCUGGAGCUGUAUUUGAAGCUGACCCAAGAACGUGUGGCGGCCAUUAUCACAACAGUACUGCUACUAGUACGCGUCUCGAUUGCGAAAUUGGCCAUGUCCUCAAGCUGAGGGGUGACGAACCGGCCGCUGAUUCCAUUGUCGAAUCCAUCAAGAAAUGUCUGCCCAACAGCCCGAGCGAGCCACACGAUGCCCGCACGCGGCUUCUGCAAGCCAUAUGGGAUGUCCAACCAGAAGAGUAUCGCGGGCGGGACUCGGUAACGCACUCACAGGCCCCUGCUGCGCACACCAUCAACGAUUGGGUGACCAACACAGACUGGUACCGCAGUUGGGUUGAGAACAGUGCCGAGAGCUUCCGCCUCUUGCGUGAAAGGGGCGAUCUCGUGCUCUCGUUCAGUUUUGCCGAGCGGGACUCGAACACGGCCGUCGGCCGUCCAGCCGAAGACCUGAUCUUUUCGCUUUGCCAGCAAACUCUCCGGUCUCUCUUCCAGUCCCAAGUCCACCUUCCCUUGUGCUCGUGGCUCGUGGAGUGGUCCAUCUUGACCAAGGAAGCCAUGAAAGGCCUGUUGUUCUCGCUGGUUUCGACGGCUCAUACUGGCGGGUCGCUGUAUUGCGUCAUCCACGGCAUUCAUCUCUUGGCCUCUAGAGCUCAGCAAGAGGUCCUCGGUGAUAUCAAGGGUUUGAUAGAAGCUGCCCAGUCACCCUUGACGCUCAAGUUGCUACUUGCAACUGACCGGGGAAAUCUGUGCCAGGGAACCGGUUCGGAUAUUCCCUGCCAUGUCGUUGACGUUGUGGAGGAGCAUCAGAGACGCGAAACCAUGAAAUCUCUGGCAUCGGCCCAUCUGGAUGCGCUCGCACUUUGCAGACCGGCUUGGAGGGAGAAAGCUCUGCGAGAGAAGGCAAUCCAAAAGCUGUGCAAUGAAUCAGCUACCAUGUUUGAGGUGGCUCAAAAGUUCAGCUUCCUCGAGACCACUGCCGUUCCCGCCACCACCUCGGCCAUGCAUGCGCUGCUCGACAGGGUCCCUGGUUCCUUGGAGGCUGCGCUUGAUGAUGAAUGGAGAAAACUGACGCGGCCCCGCGCGGUUGAGGUGGCUGCUGUGCCCUGGGUCCUGCAUGCUUCUCGGCCCCUGAGACCAUCGGAGCUUGCCGUCUGUGUUGCCCUCAGCAUGACGACCGACACCCAAAGCUUGGAUCAGUUCAAAUCUCACAUCUCGUGGAACCCCGCCGACGACUUGCGACGGGUAUUGGGACCCAUCAUUGUCGUCUCAGGGGACAGAGUGCGGGUCCGACACCAAACAUACGGCGAUUUCCUGCGGAAGAAGUCGGGACCCGAUUUGCCGCAGGACGGCCACCUUUACCUCCUAUCUCAGUGUCUCAAGUAUCUGAAUCUUAUUGGCAAGCACUGGGUACCGCCGUCGGCGGAGCCGGGAAGAUACGGGCUGUCGAGGGAGUCUUGGCUGGCAGAGUACGCGUGCCUCAACUGGGCCCAUCACCAUCGUCAUGCGCUUGACAAGUUCGAGGCCGCCCGCCAGACCUGCGAUCGCCAUGACGGCAAGUUGCCUACCUCGGCCGUGGAAGUGGCCGCACAUUUUGGGCUGGUGGAAGUCGUAGAACAAUUCCUCGGGCAGCCCGGCUUUUGCGAGGACUCCUCCGAACAGCUGAGAGUGUCUCUUGACUCUGCAGCGCAAGGCGGGUUUGUCGAGAUUGCCAAACUGCUCUUGAACCGGGGAAUACGCAGCCCCGGUGCCCUGAGGAAGGCAGCCCGGUUCGGCCACGAUGGCGUUCUCCGUGCGUUGCUGAACGGCGACGGCGAGCUCGACUUGGACGCGGUUGACGAAAACGGCUACAAUGUGCUUCUCGAGGCUGCGAGGGGAGGCCACAUCAAGGCCGUAGGCGAGCUGCUCGAACGGGGCGCGCCCGUCAACUCGGCCACCAGUACCGGGCUCACUGCGCUGCAUCUUGCCUGUAAGAUUGGCCAGCUGGACAUCUCACAAACGCUUGCAAACAACAGGGCCGACCUUACGUUGCAGGACAAGUCGGGCUACAGCGCUGUGAUGUACGCGGCCGAGGGAGGCUUUACCUCUGUCGUGCGGGCUCUGGUACGAUGCUCAGAACGGGGGCCACUACCCCUUGGUGACGAGAACGGCACAGACAAGGAAGAGCCACAAGUCACUCCGUGUUCCCCUGUCAACAUCAACGCUGCCAACAGCGACGGGAACACUGCGUUGCACUUGGCCGUCUCUGGGGGCCACCGAAGCACGGUCAAGCUGUUGUUGGAGCUGGAGGCUAGCCGCUCCGUCAAGAACCAUGUCGGCCAUACUCCCCUCCACAUCGCCGUGCAAUUUGGGCAUCUGGGUAUCACGGCCGACCUCAUCAAUGCUGCGUCUGCAACAUCUGAGAAAGGCGAUGAUGAUCGAGGGGAUGAAGUUGUCCAGUUUGGCUCGAGUUUGUCGCGACGGCCAGCUGUGAGCCCGCUCGAGAUCGCGGUACAACACCGUCAUCUGGGCAUCAUCAGGGCUAUCUUAGGAUCACGCCACCACGUGAACAAGAAAACCGCCGCAAAUGCCGUGUCCUAUGCUUGUGCGAUUGAGUACCCCCAGGGUGUUUUGGAGAUCCUACGGUGGUACAAGGAGUCUGAACCGGACCAGAUAUCACCGUUGGGCGAUGCCGAGAGAAAUACCGCUCUGCACCUGGCCGUUGAGAGUUUCCAGACCGCUUUGGUUGGCGAUUUACUCGAGGGGAAAUAUGUGCCUGUGGAUUUCCCCAACGAUCUGGGUUGGUCCCCCCUUCACAUCGCAGCCAAGACGGGCCAACUCGCAGUCAUCCAGCAACUCCGGCAACACGGAGCGAGCAUAACCCAAUCCACAAAACGUGGUCAGCUAGCUCUCCACAUAGCCGCACAGCAUGGCCAGGGGCCCGCUUGCAAAGAGCUGCUGCCGUGGAAAGGGGGAGAAGAGGAAAAGGCUGCAGUAUCACUUUUGAGGACCAAAGACGAAGACGGUUAUACGCCCCUUUUUCUAGCAGCUGCUGCGGAUCACCUUGGUAUCGUGCGAGAACUGCUGGAGCUCGACAAGGGGGGUGCAGGACAGGGGCUUCUUCAUCUCGCAGUCGAGAAGGACUCGGAAGAGUUGCUCAACAUCGCGAUCGCCUCAUCUCCAGAUCUCAACUGGAAAGAUGACACUGGAAACGCUGCGAUUCACUUAGCCGUCCGGAAAGACAAGGCCGCAAUAGUCCAAGCGCUCCACAAAGCUGGGGCAAGUGUCUCCAUUACCGACGAACAAGGUCGCACUCCGCUCUACAUCGCCGUUGAGGAGAAAGUUCUCGGCACCAUCAACGCGCUUGUCGAUCUCGAGGGUGCAAAUCUCAAGCCCAAUGAGCCGUGUGAUGGUAUUACCGCGUUUCUUAAGGCGUGUUACGACUUUACGCUUGACCCGGAUCGUGGCCUCGAGAUUACCCGCCUGCUGCUUGAAAAGUUUCCCCCAGGAUCAUCUUCAGGUGAUGGCAUCGAGAUCAACAUCGAAGACCCCGAGACGGGCCGCACGCCGCUACACUAUGCUAGCGACACGGGGUCCGACGAUCUGACAAUAAUUCUGCUCGACUUGGGUGCGAACCCGAACAAGCCCAACAACCGCGGAUCGACACCGAUUCUCCUCGCCGCCGAGAUGGGCAAGGUCAAGAGCGUCCAGGCGCUCGUCGACAAGGGGGCGAAUUUCCGGAUUGCCAACAACUCCGGCGUGACGCCGCUCCACCGCGCCGCCUACGACAACCAUGCAGAGUGUGUACGUCUCCUGCUCAACCUGGGCGCCGACCCUAACUUUGCCAACGACUGGGGCUACACACCUGUCGCACUCGCCGCGCUGCAUGGCCACGUCGAGUGCGUCGGGGUGUUUCUCGAUCAUAACAAGCUGGACAAGCCGAACCCAGUUGAUUUUGCGGUGAAGAAUCCAGAGGGCUUGUGCAUUCUUGGUUUGGCGGUCUCCGAAGAUGAGGGGCAGGUUGUCGACCUGCUGCUGGAGCGCUUGGACGAAAGAGAGGUGCGGCUCGCCAUACGCAACGCCGUGACGAGCGGAGCAGCCCAUGUCGUCAAGACGCUGUUGCAGAAGACCACGCCAGUCCACGGCAAGCUGAAACUGGACGAUGAGCGGUACGGGACACUGCUCGGCCUCGCGGUGGUGAAGCAGAGGAGCAGCGUUGUUAGCAUGCUGCUUGACGAUGGGUGGCCUGGCAUGGAGGUUGACGAGACGGACGCUGACGGGAGGACCCCUCUCAUGUACGCUGUGAUGAAGGGAGAUGGUGAACUCGUCUCGAUGCUACUCAAAGCUCACGCAAAUCCGAAUCGCCGCGACGGAGCGGGCGAGACGCCACUUUUACGUGCCAUCAAGGAAGAAGACCCUGGGAUCCUGGCGUCUCUUAUCGAGACCGAAGGCGCAGAUUGGGAACAAAAGGACGGACGAGGUCACAGCCUCUUGUAUUGGGCAUGUCGGCUACCCGUGAAACGGGAGGUAUUCGACACCGUCAACAACGCGCUCAAGAAAUCUCCACAGUACGCACAGCUUUGCGAGUUGGCUGUUCACGGAGCAGUAGCUCGCGACAAACAGUAUGCUCUGCAGGCCCUCUUGAGUGUCCCUGGCCUCAAUCUCGACGCAGAGGACGCUGACGGCUGGACGGCGCGGUACACGGCAAGUUGCUACGACCUUCAAAGCGUGAAUGACAUGCUGGUCGAAUCCGGCGCAAAAGUCGCUUGCCCGCCGGCCCCAAGGCCCAUGGAAUUGCGCCCGGGGGACCACGCUUGCGGUUUGGUUGUUGACAAGAACACGGUGGACACGGUGAGAGUGGCACGCGCCUGUUACCCACUGGACGAUGAAGACUUCGAAGACGCCACAUAUGGCACCUUCCGGGCCAACCAUUGCCUACCUGCCGACCGGGACUGGUACUUUGAGGUCCUCAUUACAGCCCCCCAAGGCUCUUGCGAGGUCGUGGACACUCUUGGCAUCGGCAUCUGUGAAGAUUCCGCCGACCUCGUUGGGAUGCUCGGGUUUGGUCGAAUCGCAUCGCUGUCCAUUGGGUAUCACGGUGACGACGGCGAUGUUUAUGCCUCCGGUCUUUCGUCCCAGAACCGGAACAUCCCACCCAGCCAAACCUUCUCCAGCGACGACUUCUCGGUCGGGUGCGGUUUUGAGUGGGAGACAAAGUCGGUCUUCUUCACAAAGAACGGGGAGUACUUGGGCAAGGCGUUUGUCAACAUCCCGGGCGCGAAGUUGUACCCAGCGAUCUUUACCAGCACGGCCAACGUUGGUGUCGAGAUGUCGUUCAGGUUCAGCGGGCCAUGGGAUUUCGAUCCCGAUGCGCCUCGGCGGCAGCGGCCUGCAGAAGGCUCCGAGGAAGAGGACAGGGCGAAUGAUGGGCCGUCAGAGUCGCCAGACUCGGAAGCGGACUCGGACUCGGACUAA
Dichotomopilus funicola is the source of this 6096-nucleotide messenger RNA. Its product is annotated as ankyrin repeat-containing domain protein. Lineage: Eukaryota; Fungi; Ascomycota; Sordariomycetes; Sordariales; Chaetomiaceae. The record is from RefSeq and is a predicted model, not a curated record. Bases 1 to 6096 code for a protein of 2031 amino acids. The transcript is spliced from 9 exons. Gene Ontology annotation, molecular function: protein binding.